AGACAAAAAGGCAAUCCAGAGAAAGGAGUUUCACGAGAUUCGGAGAUUUGCAGAGAGACUUGAUGAGGACUGUUAUGUUCUCGAGUUUGUGAUCAAAAUGCCAACAAUAUAAAUCAAGAUUCGAGCUCAAGGCAAUGGAUUAACAGCCUCCGGCUGAGAUUCUCGAUCUGAAACACGAACAAGAAUUCGAGCAACAAAAAGGGCUUCUAAAUGAGCGGCGAAAAGCUUACGCCAUCCUCCGGAGCUUCUUCCGGUUCUGUGGAUGUCGUUAAGGGCAUCAAUGGCCUCGAUAAAGUCGUUCUUCGCGAUCCGCGUGGUAGCUCUGCUGAGGUCUAUUUAUAUGGGGCCCACGUGACAUCUUGGAAGAAUGACCAUGGGGAAGAGCUGCUUUUUGUUAGUAACAAGGCCAUUUUCAAACCUCCAAAACCAAUUCGUGGAGGGAUUCCAAUUUGUUUUCCUCAAUUUUCAAAUCUUGGUCCACUUGAUGGACAUGGAUUUGCUAGAAUCAGAUUUUGGAGCAUUGAUAAUAGUCCACCUCCUCUUCAAACGAAUACCUCCAGUAAGACUUUUGUUGAUCUAAUCCUAAAGCCAUCUGAAGAGGAUGCACGGGUUUGGCCACACAGUUAUGAGUACCGUCUGAGGGUAGCUCUAGGACCUGCUGGGGAGCUGUCGUUGACAUCACGUGUUAGGAAUACCAAUGCAGAUGGAAAGCCUUUCUCAUUCACAUUUGCCUAUCACACUUACUUUUCAGUAUCAGACAUAAGUGAAGUUCGGGUGGAAGGUCUGGAGACCUUGGACUAUCUUGACAACUUGCAACAUAGAGAGCGUUUUACUGAACAGGGGGAUGCUUUAACUUUUGAAUCAGAAGUGGACAAGAUAUAUCUUAGCACUCCUACUAAGAUUGCAAUUCUGGAUCAUGAGAAGAAGAGGACUUUUGUGGUUCGAAAGGAAGGACUUCCAGAUGCUGUGGUCUGGAAUCCUUGGGAUAAGAAAGCAAAGGCAAUGGCUGACUUUGGAGAUGAAGAGUACAAGUUCAUGCUGUGUGUGGAGGCUGCUGCCAUCGAAAAGCCUAUUGCACUGAAACCUGGCGAAGAAUGGAGAGGAAGACUCGAACUCUCUGCUGUUCCCUCAAGUUAUUGUAGCGGGCAGCUCGAUCCGCACAAAGUCCUCCAUGGCAUCUGAAAAACUUCAUCAUUCUGUUUUCCUGCUCAUGUUUCAGGUGAAUUGUUUGAAAUAAGUAGUGGAUGUUGGCAGGAGAAUCUGCUCUGCCCUCUCUUGUUCUUAUUUGUUUUCCAUAUUUUGGAUUGGAAGAUGGAUUUUGGAGGAGAGAGUAAAAUAGAACUGUAUGUGGCUUUUGUGUGGAUGGCUAUGGCCUCCUAAAAUUCAUAUGAACAUAAAAUUUUAGUAUAUUUUCUGGUAAAUAACCAUAUUUACCUUUACCAUUUUGUUAUAAAUUCA
Molecule: messenger RNA, 1458 nt
Organism: Cucurbita moschata (crookneck pumpkin)
Lineage: Eukaryota; Viridiplantae; Streptophyta; Magnoliopsida; Cucurbitales; Cucurbitaceae
Product: putative glucose-6-phosphate 1-epimerase
Exons: 9
Coding region: 211-1182 (323 amino acids)
Biological process (GO): carbohydrate metabolic process
Molecular function (GO): carbohydrate binding; isomerase activity
Source: RefSeq, a predicted model, not a curated record